This is a messenger RNA of Centropristis striata (black sea bass), 4101 nucleotides long. It is a transcript of the gene lpar2b, whose product is annotated as lysophosphatidic acid receptor 2b. Gene Ontology annotation, molecular function: lysophosphatidic acid receptor activity. The record is from RefSeq and is a predicted model, not a curated record. Bases 362 to 1471 code for a protein of 369 amino acids. NCBI's taxonomy places the organism in Eukaryota, Metazoa, Chordata, Actinopteri, Perciformes, Serranidae. Gene Ontology annotation, biological process: G protein-coupled receptor signaling pathway. Gene Ontology annotation, cellular component: membrane. The transcript is spliced from 6 exons.
GGAGGAUCGUGCCGCACCCUUUCUGCUCCCCCCGGGACUCAACGCGUAUCACUCCGCACAGAGAGCGUUGAACGUGCACAAGAGGUGGUGACUUCAGGUACGAAGUCUUCAGGCACAUUGUUUCAACUCAACGAGGACUCGCGCCUGGAUUUACUUGACAAACAAGUUCACAGACAAAACAUAGAUUGAAGACCAGUGGAGUCCCUCCAGUCCUCACCGGUCCAGCUGAUGGCAUGCCGAUCGCCAACCCACCAGAGAGGGCGAGUCUGAAUGACACCCUAGACCUUCCCCUCUGCUUCCUGUGUACAGCGCCGCUCGCCUCUCCGUCCUUUCCAGCUGUUCACCCCCCAGAUAUCUGAACAUGGAUACUCAGAGUGACGACACUGUAGGAUGCUACUACAACAAGAGCGUCAAGUUUUUCUACGAGAAGAGCGGCAAGAACAUCAGCGACCACUGGCGCAACCGGGACUAUGUGAUCGUCACUCUGGGCAUGACGGUCUGCUUCAUCGUCAUCUUUUCCAAUCUUUUGGUCAUAGGCGCCAUCUUAAAAAACAGACGCUUUCACUUCCCCAUCUAUUACCUGCUGGGUAACCUGGCUCUGGCUGACCUCUUCUCAGGUGUCUCCUACCUCCACUUGAUGUUCCAUACUGGUCCCUGGACCAUUAAGCUGACCAAGUACCGGUGGUUCCUGCGACAGGGUCUGAUCGACACCAGCCUCACGGCUUCGGUCCUCAACCUGCUGGCCGUGGCCGUGGAGCGCCACCAGACCAUCUUCAACAUGCAGCUGCACAGUAAGAUGAGCACCCGGCGUGUCUUCGUCAUCAUCGUGUUCAUCUGGCUGGUGGCCAUCAUCAUGGGCCUGGUCCCCACCAUGGGCUGGCACUGCCUGUGCGACCUGGAAAACUGCUCCACCAUGGCGCCGAUGUACAGCCGCAGCUACCUGGUGUUCUGGGGCCUGCUCAACCUGCUCACCUUCUCCAUCAUGGUGGCCGUCUACACCAGGAUCUUCAUCUACGUGAGGCACAAGAGCAAGCAGAUGUCGCAGCACACCACGCAGAUGAGACACAGAGAGACGGUGUUGAAUCUGAUGAAGACCGUCUCCAUGAUCCUGGGCUGCUUUGUGAUCUGCUGGACACCGGGCCUGGUGGUGCUGCUGCUCGACGGCCUCGGCUGCGAUGAGUGCAAAGUGCUGCGAUACGAGAAGUAUUGCCUGGUGCUGGCCGAGUGCAACUCCUUUGUCAACCCCAUCAUCUACUGCUUUAGGGACAAGGACAUGAGGAGGACCUUCAAGGAGAUCCUGUGCUGCCUGUGCCGGCGGGGCGACAACCGCAAGAGCAUCUCCGGGGUUCACUUUAACACCAUGGAGCACGAGAACUGUAAGUCUCGUAUCAGCGAGCAGACAGAAAAGAGCAAUGGGGCGCUUCUCAUCCGCGACGGCUCAGAAGACAUCCCUGCCUCUUCAGAAACCUGAAAUUAACUCAAACAACGGGAGGAACUUUCAACAAACUCGAGACAUGGCAGCCACACACUUGACGCUGAAAUCUACAGAUCUGUGCAGGGACACGUAAACAAGCCCUGAGACCUGUUUUUCUUCAGCCAGCAGACAUGUGUCAAGGUCAAAAACUGUUUAAAGAAAAACUGGAUUUAUAUCUCUGCUGCCAGCACACAGAAGAAUUCACUUGAUGCCAACAAGACUGUGAACGUCUCCUAAUUUAAACGGAAGCAAGCGGCUCGUUUGUGCUCCGUCAUCGACCUUCAGCGGACAAAAAGGACAUAAACUCUCCAUUUCAGAGCCAUUUAAACAACAUAGAGGGACAUUGGAGAGCUCAUUUCCUGUUGAGACACGAAUGAGAAGCCCCAGUUCAGAAGAAGCAGCACUGACGGCCACUGAAUAACUGGAAGAAAUGACUCAAAGUGUGCGGGGAAGUCGCAAAGCACAAAUAUGCCCCCUUUUCAAUGCCAAGUAAUAGAUUCUGCCACAAAUUAUUUUCAUCACGAUGGAUUCAAGUGUAUGUAAGUUUAUUAGCUGCACUGAUCCAGCACCAAUAAAUCCAUCAUGACGGCUGUGAAGUUCAGGUCGUGUUGCAGCUGUUUAAUAGAGACGUAGAUCAUCAGGAGGCUGCAGUAGUGAUGCUGUUGAAUUGUGCUGAACUUUAUAGAGAGGUGUGUCCCCUGUUAACCUGCCCUCAUUGAUAUAAAUGGUAUGAGUUAUAUAUAAACACCUGUUGGUGCAAUAAAGUUCAGCAGCAGCACAAACUACAUGUGAAUGCAUUUGAAUUGAAAACAGUUUAGACAAAAACUGAACAUCUGAACCUUCCCUAAUGAUGAUUUGGUGCUGGACUGCUUUAGUUUGAGCUAGGUGUACCUAAUAAACUGGCAGCUGUGUAUAUGGAAGCACUGAAAAACACAUUUCGCUGCCAAGGCCAAUGAAGGUCAUGCAGGAAACCACUUAAUAAUAUUGGCUCAUGGUUCAUAGAUCAUUUCCUGAUGUUUUAUUGAUUGGUCACAGGCUGUUGUAGAAAGAAACAUUUGGGUUGCCAGGUUAUGGAAGAUGUUUAAUUUACUGUUUUUUAACCUCUUUAAAGCAAUACUUCAACCCCAAAAUGAUCAUGUGUUUGUCAAUGUAUCACCCUGUGAAUUGAAUUCAUGAAGAACACUUUGUUUCUCCUGCAUGCACCAGGAAAAGUCUUGAUGAUAUCCUACUUGUCUGGACAUGCAGACGUAGCACACCUGUGCAAUCUCAAGACUGUUUAUGCAGAAGUCUUUAAAAUAGUAAGGUUUUAGUAAAAAUGCAAUGUUGGGAAGCACUGAUGUGUCACUGGAAGAAUGAGACUUGGAUUAUACUGCAUGAGGUGUGUGAGAGUUUAACAGCCUGUUUACUCCAGUUCUUUAUGAAUUUUCUUGCCGUGGAGGCAUUUGAUGAAAACAAUUUAUUUACAGAAUUGAAGGUAACACAGGGUGAGUUAUUGAUAUACAAAUGAUUGUAGGGGUGAAGUAUUCUAUCUAUAUCUAUCUAUUUGACAGUUUCGCCACUUGCAAAGCAGCAGAGCAUCCAUCAGUGUCUUAAGAAUUUAAUAUUUAAUCUAAUUAAAGAUCCUUCCACCUGUUUAAGCUUCACUCCGUCACUGUCUUUGCCUCCUGGCUGUUCAUGUAACUUAUUUGUUUUGAUUAUUGGAUUUAAAAUUUGUAAACAAGUUAUUAAAACACAGACCUGAUGCACUUUUGCACUGAAGUGACCUAUCAGGGAUUUACCACAUGAUGACUUACUAUUAACCUCUUAACCAAGCGGCAGCCAAAUACACUGAGGGCAAACAGCAACCUGGCAACUCAUUUGUUAUUCAAAUUAAUGGCCAAUUGUUCUAAAAGGCUUUAUUAAUGCGUUAUUUACAUUAAUAAAGCCUUAGUCUGAAUUUAAUUAAGUUUAAGAGUGUAGAAAGUGGUACAGUGACACUUCUCUCAAUUUGUUUUUAACCAGAAUCAUAAACCGAAUUUUAACAAAUUUGUAAAUUUUACUUUAUUCAUAGUUUUUACCCCACAUAUUUUAAGUGUAUGAAACACUUCAGAUAAUUUUAACAAAGUGGAAGAUACACAUGUCGUUAAUUUUUCUCUUAAAUAUCAACAUGAACACACCGACUUGUAAUUUAAUGGAUACAAUCCUGUUUGUUCCUGAAUGCAAUACAAGUUAAAACUUUUUUUUUUUGGUGCAGUACCAUACGUUAUAAGCUGUUUCUUCUUCAAGAUUUGAUUUAUUUUUUAUUUUUUGUUGUCACUGUUUGCCACCAACACUGUUGUGUUUGCGUCGUGUAAAAUGUCUCUGUGCUGGAAUGACACACAAUAUUCUUUUUUUGUAAAUUUGUUGUGAUAUAAAAUUUUUAUUUAUGGUCACAUCCUAAUUGUAGAUAUUAUGUACAGAACUCAGUGCACUUAAACAGAUUUGCCAGCAGAGGCAACUUUAAAAAAACAAAAAGGGAAAUCAAGCUCGUCAUUAUUGGUUAUUGGAUGAUCUCCAGAAAUGUUUUUGAAUUCUAGAUGAAUUUUUAUCAAACAAGACUGAGCAAAGAGGACAAGUAUGGGUGAUGUGAAGCUUUAUGGUGAAAUAUG